AAGAAUGGAGGGAAGAAAAGAAUGGAGGGAAGGAAAGAAGGAAUGAACAAGGGAGGGAGAGAAAGAGGAAGGAAGGAAGAAAGGAAGGAAGAAAAAGGAAGGGGAGGAUAAGAAAGAGGUAGUAAAGAAGGGAGGUAGGGAGGUAGGGAGGGAGGAAGGAAGGAGGAAGGAUGGCAGCUAGGUAGUAAUAUUUUGGACAGGAAGUCAACCUCUAUUGUGAUUAAGUUAAAACACAAUUGAUUGCCACAGCUUUUCUUGGAAUAUUACUGUUGAUUUUUUUUUUUUGUCUUACUAUUCUCAGAACUAGAACUGGGCAGUAAAGGAUGAGUGGGGAGGGGGAGGGAGAAGCUACGGCAUAAAGAAGCAAUAUUUUGACCUUCAUCCAGGAUUAAAUAAAGCUAAGGACGUUUGUCCUAGCAUGCCUAUGAAAGGUCAGUCUAUGACUUUCAGACCCAGAACUGGCAGAACUGCUGAAUACUACUACUGUAGUGUCCCUCUUCCAUUCCUCUGUCUACUGGAAAUGCUUGCUAACAUUACGGGGUCAUUAUCACUGUUCAUCCCUGAAUCCACAUGGAUGAGUAUUCAGGGGUGACAAAAGUUUUUCUUGUAGAAAUCCUAGUUGAGUUGGCAAAGUACAGCUUCCUAAGAUAAGGUUAUAUGCAUAGUUAAAUAGAACAUGGUGUAACUAGCAACCAUUGUUGAGGUAUAUUUAGAAGUAUGCUUGAAAAUGUUUUAACCACUAAUCUCAAAAAAACAAGCUCUGAUAUAUGUCCUCACAAUACACUUAAAAAAAACCCCAAACUCUUAUCUUCCAACUUGGUAUCAAUAUUAAGUAUUGGUUCUAAGGCAGAAGAGUGGUAAGGGCUAGGCAAUGGGAGUCAAAUGACUUGCCCAGGGUCACCCAGCUGGGAAGUAUCUGAGGACAGAUUUGAACCCAGGAAUUCCUAUCUCUGGGUCUGGCUCUCAAACCACUGAGCCACCUUGCUGCCUAAAUCUCACAAUACACUUUAAGUUAUAUCAGCAUUAUUAACAUUUUCCCCCCAUAUUUUCCCUCUACUGCCUUCAUCCAACAACCUUUCUCUUUCUAUUUGUUGUUGUGUGAUUCAGUCAUGUCUGACUCUUCUUAACUCCAUUUUGAGGUCUUCUUGGCACAGAUACUGGAACAAUUAGCCAUUUUUUUCCAGCUCAUUUUAUAGAUGAGGAAACUGAGACAAACAGGGAGAAAUGACUGUAGGCUAUUUUGAUAAUUGACCAACCAAGCAAGAAAGCUUUGGAUUGAUGUGGCAUCCAUCAUUUAAAAAAAUAGCAAUCAUAGGGACAUGGAGAACAUUAUUCCUCUGUGCCUGUGAGAUCUUCAUCAGUAAGAUCUUGCCUAGCUUCUCAUCAGCCUUCAUUUACCAUGGGCCACUAUUAUUGGAUUCAAUGUAGAUAACUCCUUGUGAAUGAAAAGAGAGGCAAAGGGAACCAUUUGACUAUAACUGAGAGUGAGUUCUAGUUUUUUUUAAUUUCAUGUUUUCUUUUUUUUAAAGCAGGUAUUUAUUGACCAUAGAAAUUUAGGGUUUUUUUUUUUUAAACAUUAUUUUAUUUGGUCAUUUCCAAAUAUUAUUCAUUGGAGACAAAGAUCAUUUUCUUUUCCUCCCCCCCACCACCUCUCCCAUAGCCGCCUCUCGAUUCCACUGGGUAUCACAUGUGUUCUUGAUUCAAACCCACUUCCAUGUUGUUGGUAUUUGCACUAGAGUGUUCAUUUAGAGUCUCUCCUCAGUCAUUUCCCCUUCACCCCUGUAGUCAAGCAGUUGCUUAUCUUCGGUGUUUUUACUCCCACAGUUUGUCCUCUGCUUGUGGAUAGUGUUUUUUCUCCUAGAUCCCUGAAGAUUGUUCAGGGACAUUGGAUUGUCUUUAAUGGAGAAGUCCAUUACGUUUGAUGUCAGUGUGUCAGUCUCUGUGUACAAUGUUCUCCUGGUUCUGCUCCUCUCACUCUGCAUCAAUUCCUGGAGGUUCUUCCAGUUCACAUGGAAUUCCUUUAGUUCAUCAUUCCUUUGAGCAUAAUAGUAUUCCAUCAUCAACAUAUACCACAAUUUGUUCAGCCAUUCCCCAAUUGAAGGGCAUCCCCUCAUUUUCCAAUUUUUCGCCACUACAAAUAGCACAGCUAUGAAUGUUCUUGUACAAGUCUUUUUCCUUAUUAUCUCUUUAGGUACAAACCCAGCAGUGCUAUGGCUGGAUCAAAGGGCAGACAGUCUUUUAUCGCCCUUUGGGCAUAGUUCCAAAUUGCCCUCCAGAAUGGCUGGAUCAAUUCACAACUCCACCAGCAAUGCAUUAAUGUCUCAACUUUGCCAUAUCCCCUCCAGCAUUCAUAACUUUCCAUAGCUGUCAUGUUAGCCAAUCUGCUAAGUGUGAGGUGAUACCUCAGAGUUGUUUUGAUUUGCAUCUCUCUGAUUAUAAGAGAUGUAGAGCACUUUUUCAUGUGCUUAUUAAUAGUUUUGAUUUCUUUAUCUGAAAACUGCCUAUUCAUGUCCCUUGCCCAUUUAUCAAUUGGAGAAUGGCUUGAUUUUUUGUACAAUUGAUUUAGCUCUUUGUAAAUUUGAGUCAUUAAACCUUUGUCAGAGGUUUUUAUGAAGAUUGUUUCCCAAUUUGUUGCUUCCCUUCUAAUUUUAGUUACAUUGGUUUUGUUUGUACAAAACCUUUUUAAUUUGAUGUAGUCAAAAUUAUUUAUUUUACAUUUUGUGACUCUUUCCAAGUCUUGCUUGGUUUUAAAAUCUUUCCCUCCCCCUAGUUCCCACCCUUAUUUUACUUCCCUUUCUACCCCCUCCCUUGUUUCCCUCCCCUUAUUUUCCCUGUAGCCUUUCUAAAAUUAACCCCCUUCCCCCUCCCUCCCUUGUACUGCUUCCCUCCCCACCAGACUUUUUGUUACCCUUCUACUCCCCUAUAGGGUGCAAAUCUAUUCUCUGCCCCCAAUGGAUUGGAUUGUUUUUCCCUCUUUGAGUCAAUUUCAAAGCACAUAAAAGUUGAGUAUUUCCUGUCUCUGACCUCUUUACCCUUCCAGUGUAUUGAUGUUCUCCCGCCUCCCACCAUGAGCUUCUUUAUGACAUAUAAAUUUACCCUUGUUUGUUUCUUUUCCCAUUUAUUUUAAUAUUAACCUAUUUUUAAGCUCAGUUAUAUAUAUGUAUAUAUAUAUGCAUACACAUACAUAUAUAUUUAUGCAUGCAUAUAUCUAUAUACCUAUUUAUGUCUUGUCCUUUCAUCCUAUACAGUUUGUCACUUUUCCCUCUAAGUGUACUUCUUUUUGCUGCCCAGGUAAUAACAACAGUUUUUAAGAGUUACCAAUGACCUCUUUUCUUAUAGGGAUACAUAUCAUUUCUACUUAUUGAGUCUCUUAAAAUUUUUUUUUGUUUUAUUUUGUUUUUCUUUUUUCCCUCUUUUUUAAUUACCUUUUGAUGAUUCUCUUGAGUUCUGUGCUUGGACAUCAAAUUUUCUGUUCAGGUAUGGUCUUUUCUUUAUGAAUUCUUUAAAUUCUUCUAUUUUGUUGAAUGACCAUACUUUCCCCUGUAAGAAUAUUGUCAGUUUUGCUGGGUAGUUGAUUCUUGGUUGUAGACCUACUUUCCUUGCUUUCCAGAAUAUCAUAUUCCAUGCCUUUCAGGUUUUCAGUGUGGAUGCAGCCAGAUCCUGUGUUAUCCUCACUGUGGUUCCAUGGUAUCUGAAUGACUUCUUUUUGGCAGCUUGUAAUAUCUUUUCUUUGGUCUGAUAGUUCUUGAAUUUGGUUAUAACAUUCCUGGGUAUUGUCAGUUGGGGAUUAAGUACAGGAGGUGAUCUGUGGAUUCUUUCAAUCUCCACUUUUCCCUCUUGUUCUAGGAUAUCAGGGCAGUUUUCUUUAAUAAUUUCCUGUAGUAUAAUGUCCAGGCUUUUUCUUUUGUCAUGGUCUUCUGGCAGACCAAUGAUUCUUAAAUUGUCUCUCCUUGAACAAUUUUCUGACUCCUCUGUUUUGGAAAUGAGAUGCUUCAUAUUUUCCUCAAUUUUUUCAUUCUUUUGGUUUUGUUUUAUAGUGUCCUGCUACCUUGUGAGGUCACUUAAUUCUAGUUGUUGUAUUCUGGUUUUAAAGACUGGAUUUCAUCCUUGGCUUUUUGGUCGUCCUUUUCCUUUUGGUCUGAUUUUCUUUGGAGGUCAUCUUUCAUCCUCUUUACCUCAUCUUUCAUCUCCUUUUUCUCAUCUUUCAUCUUCUUCACCUCCUCUUUCAUCUUCUUUGCCUCAUCUUUCAUCUCCUUUGCCUCAUUUUCCAGCUGGUUGAUUUUGGCUUUCAAGACACUAUUUUCUUGUUUUAGUUCAAGUGCCUCUGUUUCCAGAUGACUUAUAUUAGUUUUAAAUUUCUUUUCCCAAUUGUCUUCAGCCUCUCUUAAUUGUGUUUUGAAUUGCAUUUUGAGUUCUUCCAAAUCCUGUAUCCAAUUCGCUGGGAUUUCUGAUUUUUCCUUUGCUGCUCCCUCCCCCUCUGUUUCGUCUGCUCUUUGCUUAUUACCUGUGCAGAAGCUGUCUAUUGUAAUUUCUUUCUUCUUUUUCUGUUGUUUGCUCAAGUUUACCCCUUCUUUACUCCCCGUAUUUGUCUGUGCUCUUGCUCCUCUCAUUUUUUUUUUGUUUUGGGGCUGUCAGUCUCUCCUCUUGGAGCUUUGUCAGAUCUCUUGGUACAGUCUCUAGGGGAGGAAUGUUAGCUUUCCUGUCCUAUGGAGGCUUUUGAUCGGAUUAAGUUCAACUGGGUUGGGCUGUAUGUGCUCUGAGGCCAAAGACUUCUGGAGGGCUGGGUCGCCCAGGCUCUCUCCAGUUCUCUCCAGCUGCUUCUCCACAGUCCCCAGGGUUCCCCGGUGCCUUUGCUGGCCCCGAGGUUCCUGUCCUUGCUGGAGGCCCUACACUCUAGGGGGGGAAGGAGUCCUGGCCUCCCUGAGCUCUGAGGAGUCCUGAUGGGAUUAGGUUCAACUGGAUUGGUCUGGAUGUGCCCCAAGGCAAAAACUUCCUGGUGAGACUGGAGCCAGAUGGAAGGACCCAGCCAUGGGCCUGGUGUCUCCCUGGCUUCCUCCCCGCUGUCCACGCUGGACACUUCAAGCCUUGUGCCCCACUGCUCACAAUGUAGACCCUGCAAACAAGCACCUUUGCCCGCCCAGAGGUUCCCACUGCUGCUGGGGGCUCAGUGCUCUGGGUUGGGGGGGAGGGGUCCUGGGACCUUCCUUCUGCCUUCCCCUUAGAUCCAUGUGUUCUCAGAUUCUGGCUUUUGGGGGUCGAACCUUUUGAUUUGAGUCCAGAAGGAAGGUUCCCCAACUCUGUCCUGUUGUUAAGUUUGAAUUUCAGUCCCCUAGGAGCAUUCAGUUUGUAAUUGGUAAGGAAGGGUUUUCAGAGGUCUGAACUUUUGCUGCUUCUAAGCCACCAUCUUUACUGGAAGUCAGAAAUUUAGUUUUUGAUAAAUCAAAAGAUCCAAGCUUUGGGGACAAGAACUCACUAUUUGACCAAAACUUAUGGGAAAAUUAGAUAAUGGUGUGGCAGAGACUUGGAAUAGACUAAUAUCUCCCAUAAUAUUACAAGACAAGGACAAAAUUAGUACAUGAUCUAAACAUAAAGGGUGAUAAACAAAAUAGGGAAGCAUGGAAUAUUUUACUUGUCAGAUUUACAGAUAAAGGAAGAACUUAGGACCAAACAAGAGUUAGAGAGCAUUAUAAAAUAUAAAACAAAUAAUUUUGAUUGUAUUAAAUUUUAAAGGCUUUGUACAAACAAAACAAAUAAGGAAAGCAGAAAGCUAGGAAAAAAUUUUUACAAGUAUCUUCAAUAAAAAUCUAACUUCUCAAAUAUGUAGAGAACAAAGUCAAAUUCAUAAAAAAUAAAGGCCAUCCUUCAACUGAUAAAUUGUCAGAAGAUAUGAACAGGCAGUUUUCAGAUGAAGAAAUAGACAUCUAUCAUCAUAUAAAAAAUGCUCUAUAUAACUCUUGAUUGGAGAAAUGCAGAUUAAAACAACUCUAUGGCAUCAUCUCACACCUAUUAGAUUGGCUAAUAUGACAGAAAAGGAAGAUGAUAAAUGUUGGAGGCAUACGGAAAAAUUGGGAUACUAAUAUAUUUUUGGUAGAAUUGUGAUCUAAUCCAACCAUCAGGGAGAGAAAUUUGGAACUAUGAUCAAAGGACUCUAAAACUGUGCAUACCCUUUGAUCCAUUAAUACCAUCACUAGGUCUGUAUCCCAAAGAGAUCCCCAAAAAGGGGGAAAGGACCUAUUUAUACAAAAAUAUUUAUUGUUAUUCUUUUUGUGAUAGCAAAGAAUUGGAAAGUGAGGAGUUGUCCAUCAACUGGGGAGUUGCUGAACAAACUAUGGUAUAUGAUUGUGAUGGAAUACUAUUGUGCCAUAAAAGAUGACAAGUAGGAUGAUUUUGGAAAAAUCUGGAAAGACUUACAUGAACUUAUGCAAAGUGAAUUGAGCAGAACCAAAAGAACACUGUAUAUAGUAAUAGCAAUUUUUUAUGAACUGUAAAUGACCUAGUUAUUCUCAGCAAUAUAUCUACCCUCCAAAAAAGAAUUGAUAGAGUAUGAAUGCAGACUGAAACAUACUAUAAUUCACUUUGUUACUUUGUUUCAUCCUCCUUCUCCUUCUUCUUCCUUCUUCUUUCAUUUGAUAUCUCAUACACAAAAUGAAUAAUAUGAAAAGAUGUUUUGCAUGAUUGAACAUGUGAAAUCUGUAUAAGAUUGUUUCUCAUCUCAGCGAGGGGUGAAGGAUGGGAAGGAGGGAGAGUAUUUGGUAUGUAAAACUUUAAAAAUGAAUGUUAAAAAUUAUUUUACAUGUGAUUGGGGAAAACAAAAUAUUACUAAGAAAUAAAUAAGAACAGGUAUUUAGAUCUUUUUUUUUAAACAUCUCAUCUUCCUCAAGAGAUAUCUUAAAUAACAAAAUCUUUUAAAACAAAAAAGGGGGGGGGGUCAGUAUAACUGGUGAAUGUAUUGAAAAAGUCCAAAAAAUACACAAUGUAAAAUACAUGUAAUUUUACUUUCUUUGCUAUUUUUUACAACUUCAAUAAAAAAUGUUUACCUGAAAAGUAUAAAAUAAAUCUCAAAACAGCUUAGCUAUUUGAAUGCCAAAGAAUAAUAUGAAUAUUUUCUACUAGUCAAUAGCAAUCUAGUGGUGCCAGGUUUCUCACAUGAAAAGUUCUAUAAUACUUGGACAGAAUUCAGUAAUACAGUCUAUAUCAGGACAUCAGUACUUAUAUACAGAAUAAAUAUUGGUCAAGAAAUCAGUCAACAAAGUUUGCAAAAUUAUACCAAUGGAACUGAUUUGCACAGUACCAAAUAAGGGAUAAAACAAAUAUAGAAACCAUCUAGUUUAAGUCCUUUCCAUAGGAGCACAUUCUCAGUUCCAAGUCCAAAACUCCCCUUUGGACUUAAGACUCAGACUUUUUGACUUUUCAGGGCUUCCUUGCUUGGCUAUUGGCAGUAUCCUAGCUGGAAUCUUGGCUCUGAUGUCCCUGUGGUUCCAGCUUCAGGGAAGGUGAGAAAAAUCCUAAGCACCUGAAACAGGGCAGAACAAAAGAUAACAAGACAAGACACCUGCAAUCAUACCAUGAAGGUCCUGAAAGGAGAUACAAUCUUUCUACAAGUCUGAGAUCCCAAGAUUUGUCGCCAUCACCUAGAAUCAGAAACAUCUUAAACCAAUCGGGAAUUCCCAACAAGACCCAGAGAAAAUCAUGUCAGGAGGGAAGAAGUCUCUGCUUUGGUCUCUGACCUGCACUGCCUGGCUCCUGAUGCUCCCAGGUGAGGGGCAAGAGGCUGCACAGCCUGAAGUGAUGACCCAGCUUGGUCUGGUCCGUGGGAAACACGUGGCUGUCAAGGGAACUGACCGUCUUGUGGAUGUUUUCCUGGGAAUCCCAUUUGCCAAGCCUCCUCUGGGAGCUGGGAGAUUCUCUCCUCCACAGCCUGCGGAGCCUUGGAAGGGUGUAAAAGAUGCCACUGCAUUCCCCCCAAUGUGUUUACAGGAAUUAGAAAGGACAGACCUCAUGAAAAAUACUUUAGAUGGGAAGCAGCAACUCUUCCCAAUAUCUGAAGACUGUCUCUAUCUCAAUAUCUACACUCCAACCUCCAGACAGAAGAAGGAUAAGUUACCUGUUAUGUUCUGGAUCCAUGGUGGGUCACUAGCAAUUGGAUCAGCUUCCUCACAGGAUGGAUCACCUUUAUCAGCCUAUGAAGAUAUUGUUGUGGUACUGGUGCAAUACAGAUUAGGAAUCCAGGGAUUCUUGAGCACUGGGGAUGAGCUUGCACCUGGCAACUGGGGAUUCUUGGACCUGGUGGCUGCUUUACAAUGGGUCCAGGGCAACAUUGCUCACUUUGGAGGAGAUCCCGGCUCUGUGACCAUCUCUGGACAAUCAGCGGGAGGAGCUGCUGUCUCUCUCCUUGUUUUGUCUCCACUGACCAAAGGCCUAUUCCAUAGAGCCAUAUCACAGAGUGGGGUUUCCAUUUUACCAGGCAUGUUGACAAAUAAUCCUUUUCCCGUUUUUCAAACUAUUGCUCAAGUCUUUGGCUGUGAAGGUUCCAGCUCUGCCAUUUUGAUCCAGUGCUUACGGAAUAAAGAUAACAUGAUAUUCACUAGGAAUUUGUCAUCUCUGCCAUUAAUCCCGAUGACAGUGGAUGGUGUUUUUUUACUAAAGCUCCCAGAAAAGAUGUUCUCAGAGAAUGAAUUUCCAAGAGUCCCCUAUUUACUUGGGGUCAACAAUCAUGAAUUUGGGUGGUCAAUACCUUUGGCAUGGUUUUCUAAGGAUCUGGAAAAUGGAAUGAAAAAAGAAAUUGCACUCAACAUGUUGAAGAACAGAAGCCUUAUCAUGGGCAUCCCCCCUGAACUGAUCCAUCUGGCCGCAGAUGUGUAUAUUGGUAACCAGACAGACCCAUUAGCCAUUCAGAAUGCAGCUCUGGACAUAUUUGGAGACAUGUUUAUUCUUCAAAGUCUGAAAUUUUCGGAGGAUCUCAGAGAUUCUGGUGUUCCAGUCUACUUUUAUGAGUUCCAGCAUCGGCCAAGUGCUUUUGAUAAAAUCAAACCUGCUUAUGUAAGAGCUGACCAUUCAGCUGAACUCCCAUUCAUUUGGGGGGGCCCUUUUAUGACAGAUGAAGGCUCCAUGCUGGCUUUUCCAGACUCCACUGAGGAAGAGAAGCAGCUAAGCAGAGCAAUGAUGAGAUACUGGGCCAAUUUUAUUCGCACAGGGGACCCCAAUGGAGAAGGGUUGCCCAACUGGCCUCUUUUUGACCAAUCAGAGUCAUACCUAGAGUUCAACUUGACCUUAAAGAUCAGAAGAAAACUCAAAGAAGACAAGAUGGGAUUUUGGAGAAAAUUCAUUCAUGAAAAAGUCAAGCCAUAUGUUGAAGGAAAGAAAGCACACGUGGAAUUGUGACUUCCCUGACACGAACUGCCUGAACACAUCAAGCCCAGAGCAUUUAAAGAGAUCAUUUUAAGAUCUUAGUCAACUUUUUGUAUUUGUAUAUAGACAGAAAAACCAAGACCACCAAAUAAAAGUUCACAACCAAAAUUAUAA
Molecule: messenger RNA, 9522 nt
Organism: Monodelphis domestica (gray short-tailed opossum)
Lineage: Eukaryota; Metazoa; Chordata; Mammalia; Didelphimorphia; Didelphidae
Product: carboxylesterase 3
Source: RefSeq, a predicted model, not a curated record